Molecule: messenger RNA, 1623 nt
Organism: Striga hermonthica
Lineage: Eukaryota; Viridiplantae; Streptophyta; Magnoliopsida; Lamiales; Orobanchaceae
Source: the annotation of a GenBank genome assembly
AUGGCGACCAUGUUGCGAUCUGUUGGGGCCACAUCAGGCUCAUUCCCCUUUGCAGAUCACUCCACCAAAUCGUCUACAUUCUUCGUUUGCCCUCUCCCAGUUAUCAGAGCCGAUAGAAGCUCGAUUUCGAAUCGGGUACAUGGUACUCGCAUGCCCGGGAAGCUCAUUACGAAAGCUGUUGCGACACAGGCUGAGAACUCUGCAUCAGCAGCUUCGAAACCUGGGCACGAGCUCCUUCUGUUCGAAGCCCUUCGGGAAGGCCUGGAGGAGGAAAUGGACCGUGACCCUCGUGUCUGCGUGAUGGGCGAGGACGUGGGCCACUACGGAGGCUCGUACAAGGUAACUAAAGGCCUUGCCGACAAGUUCGGCGAUCUCCGUGUCCUCGACACUCCCAUCGCCGAAAACUCCUUCACGGGCAUGGCCGUGGGCGCCGCCAUGACGGGCCUCAGGCCCGUCAUCGAAGGCAUGAACAUGGGCUUCCUCCUCCUCGCCUUCAACCAAAUCUCCGACAACUGCGGAAUGCUCCACUACACGUCCGGCGGGCAGUUCACUAUCCCCACCGUCAUCCGCGGGCCCGGCGGCGUGGGCCGCCAGCUCGGCGCCGAGCACUCCCAACGUCUCGAGUCGUAUUUCCAAUCAAUCCCGGGCAUUCAAAUGGUCGCGUGCUCCACACCGUACAACGCCAAGGGCCUCAUGAAGGCCGCUAUCCGAAGUGAAAACCCGGUCGUGCUUUUCGAGCACGUGCUCCUUUACAACCUCAAGGAGCGUAUUCCGGACGAGGAGUACGUGCUCUCGCUCGAAGAGGCCGAGAUGGUGAGGCCCGGGGAGGAUGUCACUAUACUGACUUAUUCACGGAUGAGGUACCACGUGAUGCAAGCUGCAAAGACUUUGGUGAACAAGGGUUAUGAUCCGGAGGUGAUUGAUAUCCGGUCGUUGAAGCCGUUUGAUCUGUACACGAUCGGGAAUUCGGUGAAGAAGACGCAUAGGGUGGUGAUUGUGGAGGAGUGCAUGAGGACGGGAGGGAUUGGGGCGAGUCUGACGGCGGCCAUAAACGAGAAUUUUAACGACUAUUUGGAUGCGCCGAUCGUGUGCCUGUCGUCUCAGGACGUGCCGACUCCGUAUGCGGGGACGUUGGAGGAGUGGACGGUGGUUCAGCCGCCGCAGAUUGUGGCGGCUGUUGAGCAGCUGUAUCGAGCCAUGUACGAGUUUUUGUGUGAUGAUUCGUGUUUUUUUAUGCGCAAGUGCUUCGGAGUUAUGCGCCUGCUAUCUGCCACCGCCUGCAGCCAGAGGAAAAAUCGGCUAGCCCCUCCCCCCCUCACUCCAAUCCCAGUCAAAACUACUGGCAGAAAUCGGAGGCGCUGGCCAACCAUCAAUCCUGAGCACCAAGGAAAAAGAGGGCUCAGGGAACAAAACCCGACGAAUCUGCCACCCCGACCACCUGACACCAGAAGACCGAGAAGACCACCGCGGCCACAUUUCACAGCCGCUCCAUCUCCGCGACACGAGAAGACCGAGGAUCCACCCAAGAUCGACGCCAAUUCCAGGGAUAGGCCGCUCGAGCCAGAGCCUACCACCGACGAGACUCCUGGCUCCCGGCUGUGGAAGGCUCUCUCACGAAUUUAG